Messenger RNA from Sphaerodactylus townsendi, 2053 nucleotides. Its product is annotated as dimethylaniline monooxygenase [N-oxide-forming] 2-like. The record is from RefSeq and is a predicted model, not a curated record. Gene Ontology annotation, molecular function: N,N-dimethylaniline monooxygenase activity; flavin adenine dinucleotide binding; NADP binding. Lineage: Eukaryota; Metazoa; Chordata; Lepidosauria; Squamata; Sphaerodactylidae. The transcript is spliced from 9 exons. The coding region runs from base 225 to 1835 and encodes 536 amino acids.
UUGCUUUGGGGACAUUUUGGCAACUCCAGAUCUUGUUGAGAUCUCAGUCCCAAGAGAAGGGAGCCUCAGAAAAAAGUAAUUAUUUGCCUUGUUCCAACCAGACAGGGAGACACGGGAUUGAGCUCAGCCCCUGGGUCAAACGAAUCUGCAAUAUUUUUAGCAGUGUCAGUUUCCUUCCAAACCCUGGGCAAACAACUUGUCAACGCACGCAGACAUAGGGAACCAUGGGCAAGAGAGUUGCAGUGAUUGGUGCUGGGGUGAGUGGGCUGACCUCUAUCAAAGCCUGCCUGGAUGAAGGCUUUGAGCCCACAUGCUUUGAGCGGAGCUGCGACAUCGGAGGGCUCUGGAGAUUCACAGAAACAGUAGAGAAAGGCAGGGCAAGCAUCUACAAGUCAGUUGUCACAAAUACCUCCAAAGAGAUGUCCUGUUUCAGUGACUUUCCAAUGCCUGACCACUUUCCUAACUACAUGCACAACUCCAAGUUCCUGGAAUAUCUGCGACUUUAUGCCAAGUGCUUUGAUCUGCUCAAAUACAUCAGGUUCAAGACUCCUGUUAUCCAAGUAGAAAAAAGCAAAGAUUACUUGACCACUGGUCAAUGGGUAGUUGUCACUCAAAAUGAGGACAGGCAGGAGUCGUCCAUCUUUGAUGCUGUUAUGAUCUGCAUUGGCCACCAGAUAGAAGCCUACAUCCCACCGCUGGAGUGUUUUCCUGGCUUCGAAAAGUUCAAGGGGAGCUAUCUUCACAGCCAAAGCUACAAGAAACCGGACAUAUUUCAAGGAAAAACUGUGGUGGUCAUCGGAAUGGGGAAUUCAGCUGCCGAUAUCGCUGUGGAGCUCUGUCACUGGGCGAAAAAGGUAGUUCUCAGCACAAGGGGAGGUUCCUGGAUAAUGAGCCGCUUGUUAGACAAUGGCUAUCCGUGGGAUGUCAUCCUUCACACCCGUUUCAAAAACCUGCUUGUCAAUCUCCUCCCCUUGGACAUCGUGCGAUGGAUGUUAGACAAGAAGAUGAAUUCAUGGUUUAACCAUGAAAACUAUGGCUUGUUGCCUUGUAACAGGCUCCUAUUGAAAGAGCCAGUGUUUAACGAUCUUCUGCCAAGCCGCAUCAUCUGCGGUGAUGUAGCGGUGAAGCCGCUUGUCAAGAAAUUCACCGAAACCUCUGCCCUGUAUGAGGAUGGGACUGUUGAAGAGAAUUUGGACGUGGUCAUCUUUGCAACUGGCUAUUCCGUGGUGUUUCCCUUUCUGGACGAGUCAGUGAUCAAGGUGGAAGAGAAUCGUGUUGUCUUGUAUAAACAUGUCUUCCCUCCUCACCUGGAGAAACCCACUCUGGCUGUCAUUGGCCUCAUCCAGCCCCUUGGGUCCAUCAUGCCCACCUCUGAGCUACAAGCACGCUGGGCAACACGAGUUUUCAAAGGGCAGAGUGUGUUGCCUUCCAAGAGCACCAUGCUGGCUGACACUAUCAAAAGGAAUGAAAAGAGGCUCAAGUGGUUUGGGACCAGCCGCAGCCAGUCAAUACAAACAGAAUACAUCAGCUACCUGGAUGAGCUUGCUGUCGGUAUUGGAGUGAAACCAAACCUGCUCACACUGCUGCUGAAGGAUCCCAAACUGGCCAUGACUGUCUUCUUUGGGCCCUGCACCCCAUUCCAGUUCCGUUUGGUGGGACCAGGGAAGUGGGCUGGAGCCAGGAAGGCCAUCCUCACCCAGACAGAACGCAUGAUCAAGCCCACAAAAACUCGAGUUGUGACCAGCUCUACAACUUACACUCUGGUGUUUCUGCUUAAAAGCUUUGGUCUUCUUGCUCUCUUGGUAGCAGUUUUUCUUUCCUUUGUCCAGCACUGAGCUGACCAAAGGACCCCCCUUUCCCUCCCUCCCUUUCUCCUCAGGGUGGGUGAGCCAUGAACCAGUGCCUAACCCUAACACCUCCUUUCCAUGGUGGGUGGGUCAUAACCAGAUGCUGGGCCCCCUCCUCUUUUCUCCCCCUCCCUUCCUUUCCUCCAGGGUUGGUGGACCUUGACCAAAUGAUGGGCCUCAUCACACAGCCCCAUCCUCCCCUCCCC